AUAGUCACUGCCCCCUUUUCCUGCCCCCUUUUGCCUGGAAGAUACCUGUUUUUUCUUCCCCAACAUACUCUCUCUGGUGCUUCCAAAGUGUUGUCUCUCAUAGCACUCAAUACAUGCAAGCUUUUUGAGGGCAAGAACCUUGUUUUUUCUUAACAUAACCUUCUAGAACAUAAUAGAUGCUAAAGACAUUUUUUAAAAUAAAUCAGCGGGUUGGCGUUAGGCUCCUUUGCUUCUGUUCUGACUUCUGCACUCUAAGGCACAAGAGGCAAAUACAGGUCUUUUCCUCGUCCUCAGGAUCCGAACGUCUGUGUUGUAUACUGUACUUCAAAGGAGUCAGCUUAAGUGAUCAGUUAUGUAGUCAUUCCUUGGCCAUCUUACUGGAGAGUUGGUAUGUUCCAAAUGCAGCCACAAAUGUCAUUUUGGUCACAGAGGCAUUGUUGGCUCCACCCAACAGUGCUUAUUUUAAAAACUUGAAGUGACGUCAAGAACAUGGUCGUCGGCCUCAGAUAGCCUGUUCCAAAGCGGACUUUGCUACUUACUGGCUUUUGGAUUUUUAUGCUUCGUUAAUUCACCUGAAAAAUGUGGAUAAUAUUACAGGCCAUAGAGUUAUGAGAAUUCAGCGAGACAAUGUAAAGCGCUUGGCACAUGCAAAAACGUUUAAUAAACAGUCGUUGUUAUUAGGCUUACUGUAUGUCUCCAUACCCUAGGGUAGGUACAGUUGCCAUAGGGAGCUCCUAGGGGGUAAAGCUCUGCCGAAGGGAUGGAUUUCAGGUCCAGGAUGGUUAUAGUUUGGGCCCUAGUACCGCCUAGGCUGUGUUCCCUCUCUGUGGCCUCUGCCCACUCCGAUUCCUGGGCUACAGUCCGACAGGGACCCCUUCUCCAGGCCGGACCCCGGUGGAGGUGUGAGGCUGUGACACAGCGAGAGGAACCUAGUCUGGGCGGAACUCGAAUGCAGCAGCGGGAGGCUUCUGGGGGAGCGGUAAGGCCGACGGGUCGGCGGAGUUGGAAAAGCGUCGGACGCCGGGCCGAUCAUGGACGCUUGACAACCUGCGGGCAGGCGCCGGGAGGCCGAGACAGCGACCUAGAGGACGGAGAGGCGGCGAGGACAGAUCUUAAGGCCAGAGAAUGGCAGGUGAACAGAAACCCUCAAGUAACCUCCUGGAACAGUUUAUUUUACUAGCCAAAGGCACUAGCGGCUCAGCCCUCACUGCCCUCAUAAGCCAAGUCUUGGAGGCGCCUGGAGUGUAUGUCUUUGGAGAACUGCUGGAGCUGGCCAAUGUGCAGGAGCUGGCAGAAGGAGCUAAUGCAGCUUACCUGCAGUUGCUGAACCUGUUUGCGUACGGAACAUACCCAGAUUAUAUAGCCAACAAGGAGAGCCUGCCAGAGCUGAGCACCGCGCAGCAGAACAAGCUGAAACACCUUACCAUUGUGAGCUUGGCGUCGAGAAUGAAGUGUAUCCCCUACUCCGUGCUGCUGAAGGACCUGGAGAUGCGGAAUCUCCGGGAACUGGAAGACCUUAUCAUCGAGGCCGUCUACACUGACAUCAUCCAGGGCAAGCUGGACCAGCGAAACCAGCUGCUGGAAGUGGAUUUCUGCAUUGGCCGUGACAUCCGAAAGAAGGACAUCAAUAAUAUUGUUAAGACCUUGCAUGAAUGGUGUGAUGGCUGUGAAGCGGUUCUGCUGGGCAUCGAGCAGCAAGUCCUGAGAGCCAACCAGUACAAGGAGAACCACAGCCGAACCCAGCAGCAGGUGGAGGCAGAGGUUACCAACAUCAAGAAGACUCUCAAAGCCACCGCAUCCUCCUCAGCUCAGGAGAUGGAGCAACAGCUGGCCGAACGGGAGUGUCCCCCUCAUGCUGAGCAGCGGCAGCCCACCAAGAAGAUGUCCAAAGUGAAAGGCCUGGUCUCCAGCCGCCACUAGGGCCGGCUGGGGCAGCUGGCACUCACCGGGCCUGGGGCAGCUGGGGAGGGGACACCAAGGGCCUGUUUCCUCCUCUCUCUACCUUCAGUGAGUUCCAGACCUGCCCACCCCGCACCAGCGUCCCUCCCCUGUUGGUACUGUUCCAGAAGAACCGUUAUGUCCUUUCUCUCGCCCGCUCCCGCCUUCCCCAGCUGUUCCCUUCAGACUCAGGGGCUCCACUGAUGCCACCCAGCAGGGCCGGACACUGCCCAGCCGCCCUCCCGGAGGCUCUUGUCUCUGUUCAAGGGCUUGUCUCCCUCCUGCGUUUUUUUCCUCUGUGUGUGUGUGUGUGUUUUUGUUGUUUUUUUGUUUUGUUUUUUUUUGCUCCAUGUCAUUUUGUCAGGCUGGUCAUAGCCAGAGGCAGCUUUAUCUGGCCCACAGGGAUGACGAAGAAGGGGUCCCCUCUCUGAGUGAGGAGGGGCUCCCUCCAGCCCCACGGACCACAGAACCCACAUGGGGCAGGCUCUCUGUCACCAGGAAGCCAGAGGCUUUGUCCUCCCCUCCUGCCUCGCCCUGGUGGGCAGUGCCGAUCGGACCAGGCGGGGAGGGCGUGAUGCUGGGCUGUGUUUACUAAACCUGCGGGUCUCCAGCCUCCUAGGCCCAGCUCUAGUCUCUCUCUAGUUGGGAGCACUGGGUUGACUGACAUCUGCUAUCUGAGCACCAGUGGCGGGUGCUGUGGGCCUGCGUGAUGGCAGGAGCCUCUUCAGCGUGGCGUCCUCUGCCGCCUCUGCCUCCUCAGACCGGCCUCGGUGAGAAAGCCCGGGCUGCCCGCUGCGGCUGUCCACCCGCACGUGCUCGCCCAAGACCUUUAAUCACUCCCGGCUGCGUCCGUGCUGGGACGGUGGUGCCGAGGCCCCUCUCCUUGGGGAAGGACCUGCUGGCUGCUUCUGUCUCUUGCGUUCCACCCUCCUUGGCCAAUGACCCAGAGCCCUCUGAUGAUGGCGUUCUCCUGGCAAGAGGAAAGGACUUGACUAGCCUUUCUGAACUUGAACCGU
Pteronotus mesoamericanus is the source of this 2954-nucleotide messenger RNA. It is a transcript of the gene COPS7B, whose product is annotated as COP9 signalosome subunit 7B. NCBI's taxonomy places the organism in Eukaryota, Metazoa, Chordata, Mammalia, Chiroptera, Mormoopidae. Gene Ontology annotation, biological process: COP9 signalosome assembly. The record is from RefSeq and is a predicted model, not a curated record. Gene Ontology annotation, cellular component: COP9 signalosome. The transcript is spliced from 7 exons. The coding region runs from base 1126 to 1920 and encodes 264 amino acids.